Peniophora sp. CBMAI 1063 is the source of this 1251-nucleotide messenger RNA. The record is from the annotation of a GenBank genome assembly. Lineage: Eukaryota; Fungi; Basidiomycota; Agaricomycetes; Russulales; Peniophoraceae.
AUGUCUCUUGCUACGAGGAUCUUGCGUACUGCGCGCCCUACGGCGCGCACACUCGGCACCACACUCGGCAAACGGCAGGCGUCGACGUUCAAUGCAGCUGUCGCGGGGUUGAGCGACGAGCAAGCGGAGUUCAGGAGCGCUGUUCACGACUUUGCAUCCCGCGAGGUCGCACCGCGCGCGGACGAGAUCGACCGCACGAACCAGUCUCCAAUGGAUCUAUGGCCCAAGCUCGGUGACAUGGGCUUGCUCGGUAUAACGGUCCCGGCGGCCUACGGCGGUCUUGCACUCGGCUAUUUCGAACACCUACUCGCAAUGGAAGCCCUGUCCGAAGCUAGCGGCUCCUUGGCACUCUCGUACGGCGCACAUUCAAACUUGUGUGUCAACCAGAUCGCGAGGCACGGCACAGACGCGCAGAAGGAGAAGUACUUGCCAGAGCUUAUCACUGGUGCGAAGGUUGGCGCGCUCGCUAUGAGUGAGCCAGGUGCGGGUAGCGACGUGGUGGGGAUGAAGUUGCGGGCAGAUAAGGUCGAAGGCGGAUGGAAGCUCAAUGGGAAUAAGUUCUGGAUUACCAAUGGGCCUGUCGCAUCGACCUUCGUAGUGUAUGCGAAGACGGCGCCGGAAGCCGGAUCGAAGGGUAUCACCGCGUUCGUCAUUGAGCGUGAUUCGCCUGGCUUCAGUACGGCACAGAAGCUCGACAAGCUUGGUAUGCGAGGUAGCGAUACGUGCGAACUCGUGUUCGAGGACUGUCUGGUUCCGGAUGAAAACGUACUCGGUGCAGUGAAUAAGGGUGCAGCUGUGCUCAUGUCCGGUCUCGAUCUAGAACGACUUGUUCUCAGUGGCGGACCACUUGGUAUCAUGCAGGCCGCGUUUGACUACGCCGUCAACUACGUGCACGAACGCAAGCAGUUCGGCAGAGCAGUCGGUACCUUCCAACUUAUGCAAGGCAAGAUCGCUGACAUGUACACGCGUCUAAACGCGAGUCGCGCAUAUGUUUAUGCCGUCGCGCGAGCCUGCGACCGGGGGCAGAUAUCUCGAAAGGAUUGCGCCGGGGCGAUCCUGUACUCGACAGAGAAAUCCAUCGAGGUCGCGCUGGAAGCCAUGCAGUCUCUCGGCGGUAACGGCUACAUCAACGAUUAUCCUACGGGCCGCUUCCUGCGCGACGCACGCUUAUAUGCUGUUGGCGCAGGCACGCAAGAGAUCCGCAGGAUGCUCAUUGGACGUGAAUUCAACCAGGAGUUCGGGGCGGCGUGA